AUGAGCAAGUUCACAUUACCAGCGAAUUUCUCUUACGAUGAUCCACUUCCAUUCACUUGUAAUGAAAACCCGAACCUGCCAGUUUCAUUAGCCAUGUACGGUAUUCAAGCAAGUUAUCUGAUCCUUGGAGCUGCUCUUAAUUUCCUUAUUGUUUUAACUAUUUUCAAAUCGAAAGGAAGUACAUAUCGGCAUAAUUCAUUUUAUAUUUUGUAUACAGCCGAUGCUGUUAUGGGAAUUUACAUAAAUCUCGCGGAAGUAUUCUUCGGCCGGCUUUUUAUUUACAUCACUCCAUUAUGCCCAAUUAUAAGUCCAUACUUCUUCUCGCCUUCUGUAGUGACAAAGUUUUAUUAUGCUGCUGUUCACUAUAGUUUGGGAUUCAAAACAUUCUCCCAAAUAUUCAUGAGUUUCAAUCGAAUGACAUGUGUCAUUCUUCCCAUGAAGCACCAGAAAUUAUGGAGAAAAAUAUUGACUCCAGUUUUGGUGACUUUGUUUAUCCUUCCAUUGGGUGUUAUAUGGAAUAUUUUGAUUUCGAGAGUCUACAUAAAUCCCAACGGUGCUGGUUUCUCUGUUAACUACAAAGAUACGAUUCCAUGGGCCAGCAUCUCCCUGCUUCAUCUGAUUCACUGUACCAUAUGUUUUGUGUUAGUGAUAAUCUUUUUCAGUGUAACCAUUUUUGGAUUGGCAACGCUGAAACAAAGGAUCAAGAGUGCUGAAAGAUCGUUGACCAUUGUUACAAUGAUAAUGGCUGUACAAACUAUGAUUUUCGCAUUUAUUCAGAUCUACUUUGCCUUCCUCGCUGUUUACACGCCCAGCAUCCGCGGAAUCCUUCUUAUGACUGUCUCCUUUGUCUUCGAUUCAAUGAACGUCUUCGGUCCAAUCGGAUUGAUUGUGAUGAGCCAACAACUUCGAAAGGAUGUGUUCCAUCUGAAGAGUGUCGAAACUCAACCAUCUUCAAGAAGUAUAUCUACCGUAUCUCAUCAUCAACCACUUUCUCGUGCAAUUUCUACAGUAAUCGCGCCUAUUUCUUCCUGA
This is a messenger RNA of Caenorhabditis briggsae, 1032 nucleotides long. It is a transcript of the gene Cbr-srg-10, whose product is annotated as Protein CBR-SRG-10. The transcript has 6 exons. The record is from RefSeq and is a predicted model, not a curated record. Gene Ontology annotation, cellular component: membrane. Bases 1 to 1032 code for a protein of 343 amino acids. Gene Ontology annotation, biological process: sensory perception of chemical stimulus. NCBI's taxonomy places the organism in Eukaryota, Metazoa, Nematoda, Chromadorea, Rhabditida, Rhabditidae. Gene Ontology annotation, molecular function: transmembrane signaling receptor activity.